AUGACCGGUGCUAGGAUGCUGUCGGUGCUUCUGCUGCUGGUGGUCGCGGGCGGCGCGGCCGCGUCGCACUCGAGCUCGAGCUCGUCGUGCCCCGCGACGCCGCCGGACGCCGGGAACACGCUGCAGGUGUCGCACGCGUUCGGUCCCUGCUCGCCGCUGGGCCCCGGGACGGCGGCGCCGUCGUGGGCGGGGUUCCUGGCGGACCAGGCGUCGCGUGACGCGUCGCGGCUGCUGUACCUAGACUCGCUGGCGGCGCGUGGCCGCGCCCGCGCGUACGCUCCCAUCGCGUCGGGGCGGCAGCUGCUGCAGACGCCCACGUACGUGGUGCGCGCCCGCCUCGGCACGCCGCCGCAGCAGCUGCUCCUGGCCGUCGACACCAGCAACGACGCCGCGUGGAUCCCCUGCGCCGGCUGCGCGGGCUGCCCCACGUCGUCCGCGCCGCCCUUCGACCCGGCCGCGUCCACCUCGUACCGACCCGUGCCCUGCGGCUCGCCGCUGUGCUCGCAGGCGCCCAACGCGGCGUGCAGCGGCAGGGCCUGCGGCUUCAACCUCACCUACGCCGACUCCUCGCUGCAGGCGGGGCUGUCGCAGGACUCCCUCACCGUCGCCGGCGACGCCGUGAAGGCCUACACCUUCGGGUGCCUGCAGAGGGCCACCGGCACGGCCGCGCCGCCGCAGGGGCUGCUGGGGCUCGGCCGCGGCCCGCUGUCGUUCCUGUCGCAGACCAGGGACAUGUACCAGGCCACCUUCUCGUACUGCCUCCCCAGCUUCAAGUCGCUCAACUUCUCCGGGACGCUCCGGCUCGGGCGCAACGGCCAGCCGCAGCGCAUCAAGACGACGCCGCUGAUGGCGAACCCGCACCGGUCGUCGCUCUACUACGUGAACAUGACCGGCAUCCGCGUUGGCAAGAAGGUGGUGCCCAUCCCGGCGCCGGCGCUGGCGUUCGACCCGGCGACUGGUGCGGGCACCGUGCUGGACUCCGGCACCAUGUUCACCCGGCUGGUGGCGCCGGCGUACGUGGCUGUGCGGGACGAGGUCCGGCGCCACGUCGGCGCGCCCGUGUCCUCGCUGGGAGGGUUCGACACGUGCUUCAACACCACCGCCGUGGCGUGGCCGCCCGUGACGUUGCUGUUCGACGGCAUGCAGGUGACGCUGCCGGAGGAGAACGUGGUUAUCCAUAGCACGUACGGGACCAUCAGCUGCCUGGCCAUGGCCGCGGCGCCCGACGGCGUCAACACCGUGCUCAACGUCAUCGCCAGCAUGCAGCAGCAGAACCACCGCGUCCUCUUCGACGUGCCCAAUGGACGCGUCGGCUUCGCGCGCGAGCGCUGCACCGCCGCUUGA
This is a messenger RNA of Miscanthus lutarioriparius, 1344 nucleotides long. The record is from the annotation of a GenBank genome assembly. Lineage: Eukaryota; Viridiplantae; Streptophyta; Magnoliopsida; Poales; Poaceae.